AUGUCUAUUCACGCCGUCAAACGUGAGCAGUCUCAUCUCGCAUGGGACCACAGCAUCCCACCAGUAUUACGCGUUCAAUCGGGCGAUACCGUUACUUUUGAUUGCCUCGACGCGUCCAAUGGCCAGAUCACUGCCGAGUCGGACAUCAGCGCCAUAGCCUCCCUCGCUUUUGGUCAGCUCGACCAGGUCAAUGGACCUGUUUACGUCUCCGACGCGCAGCCUGGCGACACCCUCCAAGUCGAGGUGCUGCGCGUUGAGCCAGCCAGCUGGGGGUGGACUGCCUCUAUCCCAGGUUUCGGCCUUCUCGCGGAUGAGUUUCCCGUUCCUCAACUGAAGAUAUGGUCUCUGCACCAUGACGAAGAUACCGCGAGCGGUAUAUAUGGCUUCGCAUGGUUUGACGAGGCGCGUGGGAUCAAGAUUCCUCUCAGACCAUUUGCGGGCGAAAUGGGCGUCGCGCAGGCGGCAAAGGGUCCGUUUUCGACUAUCCCGCCGUACAAGACUGGUGGAAAUAUCGAUACGCGCUACAUGUCUGCCGGCUCUACGCUGUAUCUUCCGAUAGAGGUCGAGGGCGCGUUAUUUUCCGUCGGGGAUGGACACGCAGCACAAGGCGAUGGAGAGGUUUGUGGCACAGCAAUCGAGACUUCGACGAAGGUUUCCGUGCGCCUCACUGUGCUUAAGGACAAGCCGUAUGUCCAGACUCCACAUUUCCGGACGACCGCCACCGCAUCGGAGGAAUACUACUGUACGACGGGGGUUGACCCUGAUAUCCGCGAGGCGACACGGGCAGCCGUGCGGAACAUGAUCGCCUACCUGGGUGCAGAGCACGGCCUCAGUAGAAUGGAGGCAUAUAUGCUGUGUAGCGUUGCGGGCGAUCUGCGCAUGCACGAAGUGGUUGAUAUGCCGAACUAUCUGAUUGGAAUGAUGAUGCCGAAGUCCAUUUUUACCAAGGCGAAGUAG
Molecule: messenger RNA, 957 nt
Organism: Fibroporia radiculosa
Lineage: Eukaryota; Fungi; Basidiomycota; Agaricomycetes; Polyporales; Fibroporiaceae
Exons: 8
Coding region: 1-957 (318 amino acids)
Molecular function (GO): hydrolase activity, acting on carbon-nitrogen (but not peptide) bonds, in linear amides
Source: RefSeq, a predicted model, not a curated record